Molecule: messenger RNA, 2461 nt
Organism: Musca domestica (house fly)
Lineage: Eukaryota; Metazoa; Arthropoda; Insecta; Diptera; Muscidae
Gene: ImpL2
Product: neural/ectodermal development factor IMP-L2
Exons: 4
Coding region: 211-1044 (277 amino acids)
Source: RefSeq, a predicted model, not a curated record
UAUAUAUGAGUACGAAAAGUGAUAAUGUAACAAUACUAUUUAAAUUUGCUCUUAUGGAACAAACAAACGAAAUAAGUUAAAUGAAAUAAUUGUUUUGAAGCGAAUCUGAGACAUCCAUGCAAGAGUUGAAACUUUCCUUAUUGCCACAUGUGCCACAUUUCUAGUACAAAUAAACCAAGUGAUAUAACGAUAUAAGUGAUUAAUUUAUGUAUGAAAAUGAACUUACUACAUCUUACGAUACUGGCCCUGCUGGUUCUUUUAAGCAACAGUAGAUGCGGCUCCGAGGCACGUGCCAUUGACGAUGUGGACAAUUCCAUUGAGGCGGGCGUUGAAAAACCAGCCCAAACAAUGUUAUCGAAACAAUCAUCAACACCACGCACCAGAUUUGGUCAGGAUUGGAUUAAAUUCACCAAAACGCCACCAGCGAAGAUAAUGCAAAAUCCCGGCACACCCGUUGAGAUAGUAUGCGAAGUAAUGGGCUCACAAAUACCCACUGUCCAGUGGGUUGUUGGCCACCUGCCCUUAUCAGAGAUCGAUAGCAUCGAAUCGAAUGUAAUCUCAGAAUCCAGUGCUAGUGCCAUUGUUAAAGUGCGCUCCGUUCAUGUCGUCGAUCAUAUGUUAAGCGAGCCACGCAUCUAUACCUGCGUUGGACGGACCGGAUCAAAGACAAUCUAUGCCUCGACCACGGUCUAUCCCCAAUCCGAGCUGAAGGAUCUGUUGCAGAUGCGCGAGAAACCAUUUAUGGGACCCACACGACCACGCAUUGUUUACAGCGAGCGUAUGCAUUUGGAUUUGGUUGGCUCCAAUAUUGUGUUGCCGUGCAAAGUUCAUGCCCGCCCACGUGCUGAAGUCUUCUGGAUGAAUGAGGAGGGAAAUCUGAUUGAACAGAAUCAACAUUUCAAAUUGUUGCCAUCGGGUGAUUUGCUAAUAUCGGACAUUAAAUGGGAAGAUAUGGGUGCCUACAAGUGUAUAGCACGCAAUGCCAUGGGCAAGGAUACCGCUGAUGCAUUUAUCUAUCCAGUACAGAGAGAAUCCGAUAACUAAACAACCCCCAUCCCGACUUUGGCCGCAAUCUAAGACACCGAUCCUCCACCAAUUAACUGGAACUUAAUGGAAAUGAUUUGAAAAAAAAAACUUUUGAACUCUUUAUUAAAUAUUGGCUGUUUAUAGAACUUGUAUUACAAAAACAAAAAGGAGAACAAGACAACAAACAAACAAAACGAAAAAUGAAGAAGAAGUAGAAGUUCCUGUAUAGACAGUUUUAAAGAUACUGGACCAAAUUAAAGCCACUAUCCUUUAUUAUUACUACUAUUAUAAUUAUAAAAAAACAACAACAACAAUAUCUAAAAAUUGUUAAUUGAAAAACAAGAACAAGAAUACAAUUUACCACCCAAAUUUCGAUUCUAGGCAGAUGCAGGAAAUCUUCUAGAAUAUUUCAAUUAUUAAAAGAAAAAACAAAACAAUUUAUAUGUAGUUAUAAUAAUGUUAAACCAAAUAUCGCUAAUGAAAAAACAAACAACUAUUUGAAUACUUUUCAUAGGGUUUGUUCCUAAGAAGCUAAAAAAAAUUGAAUUAUUUUUCCAUGACCAAUCAUUUGAAGCUAUGCAAUUUUUCAAUUAAAAAUUUGAUGACUCCUAUUUUUAGAAUCAAAUUACAGCUCUGCAAAAUGAAGCAAAUUAUUUAUUUAUGUACUUAAUUUAUUUUUAUAUUAUUAUUAUUAAAAAACCAAUCAAACUGGCUACAAAUGUCUAGCAGUUGACUUGAUGUGAGACGAAAAGUUUAACAACAAUCAGGUCUGGUUUUUAUUUUUUUCUUUUCUCUCUCCAACAAUUACUACAACUAUUGUUUAGGAUUUUUUGUUAUUUUUUAUAAUUUUAAUUAUAUGUUUAAUUUAAUUAAUUAAUUUGAUUGAUGCAUUUGUGAAUUUAUCACCACCACCAACCACCUCAUAAACAAUUAACGACAACAACAAUAAAACUAACAUUUUAAUUUUAUAUAGCCAACUAUGUACUUGUCUAAUUAUGUCAUAGGAUUACCAACUACAACAAAGUCAGUCAGUCAGUCAUAGCCGCAUACAUACCGAGUUUUUUUAUUUUUAAUUUAUAUUUACAACAACAACAAAAAAACAAAAACAAAGUAUUUUAAGUUCUAUUUGUAUUGCUACUAUUACUUUACUUAUAUUUGUAUUUCCUCAUUAAAAUAGUUAGGACACCCAUAAUUCUGAAUUGUUUUUUUUAUUGUACCGCGUUUUGGUACAGAAGCAAAAACAAUGCGCUAAGGUUCGCCACGCGUUCCUCUUGCCGCAUUAUCUGUUUCAAUACACAUACCUAUUUUUAAUUUCUUACUUUUACUUUGGCUUCUUAAACAAAAUGCUUAGAUUCAAUGUAUAACAAAUUCUAGCUGUAAUGGAAAAUUGUAUUAAUUAAUAAAAAUCAAAAAAUAAACCAUAUGCAAAACAUUA